AUGUCUCUGGUUUGGCUGAUGCUGCUGUUCUCAGAGAAGCCGAAGCGGUCGGCUCUGAACCAGCUGACCAGGACCCUCCUGAGGAAAUACGACUGCGGAGUUCGGCCGGUUCACAACUGGACCAGUGCUACCACCGUGUCCAUAGACCUCAUACUGCAGUCUGUGCUCGAUGUGGAUGGAAAGACACAGAGCAUUACUAUUAGUAUUUGGUACAGACAGAUCUGGACUGAUGAGUUCCUGGUUUGGGAUCCAGAAGAGUUUGAUGGCAUCAACGAGAUCUCACUCUCGUCUGAUGCGAUCUGGAUACCCGAUGUUAUCGUUAGUGAAUUUGUGAACGCAGGGAAAUCCCCACCAAUCCCCUACGUCUACGUCAACUCCUCUGGCUCGGUGAAGAACUACCGACCCAUGCAGGUGGUGCUGGCCUGCAGCCUUGAGAUGUACGCCUUUCCGUUUGACAAGCAGAACUGCAGCCUCACCUUCCGCAGCUGGCUUCACUCAGUGAAGGAGAUAGACCUGACUCUGUGGAGGAGUGCAGAGAACAUCGCUCAUGAUCAGGGGGAGUUCAUGAAUGACGGAGAGUGGGAACUGCUGUCCAUCCCUUCACGCUACUGGCAAAUCCACCAGGACGAGACCGACUACGCACACAUCCAGUUCAAUGUUCUGAUCCGCCGGCGCCCCCUGCUGUAUGUGGUGGGUCUCCUCAUCCCCAGCAUCUUCCUCAUGUUGGUGGAUGUGAUCAGCUUCUAUCUUCCUCUGAACAGUGGCGUACGCAUCGCCUUUAAGAUCAGCAUACUGCUGGGAUACACCGUGUUCAGAGUCAACCUGACGGAUGAUCUGCCCUCGUCUGCCGUCACCACUCCUCUCGUAGGUGUGUUCUUCGUGGUGUGCAUGGCCAUGCUGAUGCUCAGCCUCAUCAAAUCCAUACUGGUGGUGAAGCUGCUCCACCACAGCGAGAAGGAGGUCAGACAAAUGUCGGUGUCCGCCUGCCUGCUGGACAAGUACGGCUCAGGUGGUCCCAGCUUCACUGAGAGCGCCUUAACCUCCAUCAAGACCCUCGACCACAUCAACACGUCUGGAGAUUACGAGCUGGAGCCCUCGCUGGACGGGGAUUUGUUGUCUCUGACUGAAAUCCAGGUUGCUCCAUCUGGGCCCGAGUGGCUCCUCCAGGAACUGGUCUCCCUCCGCUUGGCUUUGUCUCAGGAGGACACAGAGUCUUCGGCUCAGGCUGAUUGGCUGGCCCUCUGUUCUAAGCUCGACCGCCUGCUGUUCCGUCUCUACCUGUUGGUUCUGGCCGUGUACGCCGCUACUCUGCUGCUGCUCUGGGCCAGCUGGAGCUUUGCCUGA
Molecule: messenger RNA, 1344 nt
Organism: Paralichthys olivaceus (Japanese flounder)
Lineage: Eukaryota; Metazoa; Chordata; Actinopteri; Pleuronectiformes; Paralichthyidae
Product: 5-hydroxytryptamine receptor 3A-like
Biological process (GO): monoatomic ion transmembrane transport; regulation of membrane potential; signal transduction
Cellular component (GO): plasma membrane; synapse; neuron projection
Molecular function (GO): acetylcholine-gated monoatomic cation-selective channel activity; serotonin-gated monoatomic cation channel activity
Source: RefSeq, a predicted model, not a curated record